UGGGGUACCCCUCACUUCCGACUACGGCGGAGGCUGUCCCUGUGACUGCCCUUCCGGGAUGGCGACAGUUCCAUGGCCUAGGGACGGCGGUCGAGCACUCGUGGCUGCAGCGCUCCAUCUCCGCAGCUCUCCUGCUCCUGUCCCCCAGGACCCGCAGUUCCCAGCCUGGAGUCGGGUGUCCUGGGUGGCUUGAGGACAUAGGGUGCUGCUGGGCAGGUGCCGAAUGCCUAUCCUGACUGGCCGAGCCUAGGCUCCCGAGGCGACGUGCAGCUCCCUCGCGCCUACCCCUUCUGCUCCAGCGGCCGCGCAACCGAGCGGAACGGCGGCGUGCUACAGGGCCCACACCCCUGCAGUACCGAAGCCCGACUAAUGUUGCGGGGACACUGGGUUCCCUGGUUGUUGCCCCAGGCUUAAUGAUUGUCCAGAAGGUGGCUAUAAAGAGCCCGGGUGGAGGAGGGAGCAGAAAAACACAGCUCAGCAGAACCAGGCACUAAAGGGAGCUGCAAGCAGGAGCAGUCAAGAGGCUGCGCUCAGAAGCACUGUGACCUGGCCAGCAGGGCCUGCUUUGUCCACCAUGGCAGCCCAAGGCUAUGGCUACUACCGCACUGUCAUAUUCGCAGCCAUGUUUGGGGGCUACAGCCUCUACUACUUCAACCGCAAAACCUUCUCCUUUGUCAUGCCAUCGCUGGUGGAGGAGAUUGCUCUGGACAAGGAUGAUUUGGGGCUCAUCACAAGCAGCCAGUCGGCAGCCUAUGCCAUCAGCAAGUUUGUGAGUGGGGUGCUUUCUGAUCAGAUGAGUGCUCGCUGGCUCUUCUCCUCUGGGCUGCUCCUGGUUGGUCUGGUCAACGUAAUCUUCUCUUGGAGCUCUACAGUGUCAGCCUUUGCUGCUCUCUGGUUUCUUAAUGGCCUGGCCCAGGGCCUAGGCUGGCCCCCCUGUGGGAAGAUCCUCAGGAAGUGGUUUGAGCCAUCCCAGUUUGGCACUUGGUGGGCUGUGUUGUCAACCAGCAUGAACCUGGCUGGAGGUUUGGGCCCUAUCUUGGCAACAGUCCUUGCCCAGAGCUACAGCUGGCGUAGCACGCUGGCCCUGUCUGGGGCACUGUGCGUGGCUGUCUCCUUCCUCUGUCUGCUGCUCAUCCACAAUGAACCUGCUGACGUUGGACUCCGAAAUCUGGACCCUACCCCCUCCAAGGGCAAAAAGGGCUCAUCAAAGGAGGACAGCACCCUACAGGAUCUGCUGCUGUCCCCCUAUCUAUGGGUGCUGUCCACCGGCUACCUUGUGGUCUUUGGAGUCAAGACCUGCUGUACAGACUGGGGCCAGUUCUUCCUUAUCCAGGAGAGAGGGCAGACUGCCCUUGUGGGUAGCUCCUACGUGAGUGCUCUGGAAGUCGGAGGCCUUGUAGGCAGCAUCGCAGCUGGCUACCUGUCAGACCGGGCCAUGGCAAAGGCAGGGCUGUCUGUGUAUGGGAACCCUCGCCAUGGCCUGUUGCUGUUCAUGAUGGCUGGCAUGGCAGCAUCCAUGUUCCUCUUCCGGGUAACGGUGACCAGUGACUCACCCAAGGAUGCUUUCUGGACUCCUGCUCUCCAUCCUCUGGCUGAGCUCACAGGCUUUACGGAGCACGAGAUUUGGAUCCUGGUGUUGGGAGCUGUGUUUGGUUUUUCUUCUUAUGGCCCCAUUGCCUUGUUUGGAGUCAUAGCCAAUGAGAGUGCACCUCCCAACCUGUGUGGCACCUCUCAUGCUAUCGUGGGACUCAUGGCCAAUGUUGGCGGAUUUCUGGCUGGGUUGCCCUUCAGCACCAUUGCCAAGCACUAUAGCUGGAGCACAGCCUUCUGGGUGGCAGAAAUGAUCUGUAUAGCCAGCACAAUUGCCUUCUUUCUACUUCGAAAUAUCCGCACCAAGAUGGGCCGGGUACCCAAGAAGGCAGAGUAAGGAAAGUACUCACUGUGGAGCGUCCCCAGCUGCAGCCUGGCUCGCAGGACAGAGAGGGAGACGCUGCUCUGGCCAGCAUAGAACCUUCGCCUUUCUGUGUCUACACUGUCUCCCUGAAUAUCCAUGGUGCUGCGAGUUAUCGGUGGCUAAUGAGAUCCCAGCUCCCCAUCCUAUGCUCUAUUUAAAUGUUUGUUUUUAGACUCCAUCAACUUGUUUCUAUCUUCUAGCCGACGGACAACUCCUGCAUUCAGGGUGUCUCCUCUACCCUUCAUCCCUCCUAGGUCCUGUCCCCAUCUCCUAGUGAGGUGAAUCUGUCU
Messenger RNA from Acomys russatus (golden spiny mouse), 2244 nucleotides. RefSeq names its product solute carrier family 37 member 4 (gene Slc37a4). The transcript has 10 exons. The coding region runs from base 575 to 1927 and encodes 450 amino acids. Gene Ontology annotation, biological process: phosphate ion transmembrane transport; glucose-6-phosphate transport. The record is from RefSeq and is a predicted model, not a curated record. Gene Ontology annotation, cellular component: endoplasmic reticulum membrane. Gene Ontology annotation, molecular function: glucose 6-phosphate:phosphate antiporter activity. Lineage: Eukaryota; Metazoa; Chordata; Mammalia; Rodentia; Muridae.